Molecule: messenger RNA, 1054 nt
Organism: Amoebophrya sp. A25
Lineage: Eukaryota; Dinophyceae; Syndiniales; Amoebophryaceae
Source: the annotation of a GenBank genome assembly
CAUUGGGAGCGUGCUGCAUCUACGCGGCCUAGUCUUGUUUUAUCUGUAUACAUAUGGAGACUGCUCCUGGUUCAUACUGAGCCAAACUGCAUGCCUUCGCCUGACUUGUGAAACUGCUACGAUUUCUUGACAAGUAUCCGCGUCUCCUGUCCCGCCUUGUGUUCUCCGGAUCCUCCUGCCCGCUGCUAUUUCUAUCGGACUGAACUUGUGGGGCACUAUCGCACGAGCGAAACCGUGCGAACAAAGGUCUGCCCUACAAUAUUACGCAAAUAAGCGACGAAGCCAAAGCCACACUUACGAUGUCGCCAUGGAUAUUUGACAAAGGUCCGAACGGGACAGCAUGGAAGUAUCGAAAGUGGCAAGACGAAGCUGUGGACUUGGUAUCUUUGGCAUCCUUUCUUGGGACGAUGGAACCUGCUUUGUUCGUGCUUGCAUGGAACGAGGGGGCGGGAGCUGCAGUGCUCGGUCGUACAACUGCGAAUGCAAUUCUCGACGCUUUGAGAAGUAGCCUCGCCGGAGAUAAUUUCCUUGUGGUGACCUUUACGACCCUCGCACACUUGUACGUACUGAUUUUCGUAUUGAAUGUGGCGUGCUCGUUGGAUCUGUUUACCGAUUUGACACUUCGCGCCCUUGUGAACCUCAUGGUAAAGAGAAGAAACGCUUUAGAUUUUGAAAUUGAUAGUAGAGACCACAAAUUUCCUCUUUGCGAUUACCCUAACAAGAAUACAGCCGUUACGGUGCUAAAAUCCGAGCGUCGACAGCUUGGCUACAAUGUUGACUAUCUAUCCGGGGAAAAGUUACCUGAUUCUCGAUCCGUUUUCGGUGGGCCAGAGUGGGUAUCGAACGACAGAUGGACAAUCACAUGGUAAAAGCCAACACUGCACAUAAGCAACAUAGACUGGAUAUUGAAGAUGACGCUUUCGACCAAGGAAAGACCCCACUUCUGAUGUUGGCCCCAUCCCCUCUAUUCUACGGCAGACCCCAUUUUAAGAAAGUUUAAGUUGACCAAAAACUCAUCUUGCUCAUGGCUUCGGCCAUCUUGAGCAGCUAUUGC